CGUGAGACAUCCCAUCCCAUGGACCUCUUCGGCUGCCCCGCUUCUGCAGCGGUGCAGCUCCCGCUCCCUCGUCUCAGGGCAAUCGCGCAGUCGCUGUGAACGAACCCCGACGAUUCCAUCAAACCCCGUCUUGUCUGAACAUGGUGACUGCUGCCCCUGUUGUUUUGAGGGGAAAAUGCGAGGCCCUUGAUGCAAAGGAACUGGUUGGACGACGCGCGCUGUCGGUCCGGUUGUCAGUGCACUGGUUCCAGGUUCCCCGGUCGCGGGGACGGGCAGUGGAGGGCAGCUCGCCCGAUUUGGUAGGUGAAACGUAGCUUCAACGGAGCCGGGGACCAACCGAAGAGAACCAUCGUGUCUCAUCAAUUGUCCUUUUCCUUCUCUUUUUCCUCCUCCUCCUCUUCUUCUUUUCCACCAAUUCUUUGACUUGGGUCAGGUCAUUGUCUUUUCCCAUCUCAAUCCAAAAACUAUCGUGAACCGUCAAGAUGUUCAGCUUGCGGCGACUCCUCCUCGCCGCCGCGCUGUUCCUCGGCGCGAUGCUGCUUUUUGCGCAGUCCGCCGAGGCAGCCAAGGGCCCCAAGAUCACCCACAAGGUCUACUUCGACAUUGAGCAGGGCGACAAGCCCCUCGGCCGCAUCGUUAUGGGUCUCUAUGGCAAGACCGUCCCCAAGACCGCUGAAAACUUCCGCGCUCUUGCCACUGGCGAGAAGGGCUUCGGUUAUGAGGGCUCUACCUUCCACCGUGUCAUCAAGCAGUUCAUGAUUCAGGGUGGUGACUUCACCAAGGGCGAUGGCACCGGUGGCAAGUCCAUCUAUGGUGACAAGUUCGCCGAUGAGAACUUCAAGCUCAAGCACUCCAAGAAGGGUCUCCUCUCAAUGGCCAACGCUGGCAAGGACACCAACGGCUCCCAGUUCUUCAUUACCACUGUCAUCACCUCUUGGCUCGAUGGCAAGCACGUCGUCUUCGGCGAGGUCCUCGAGGGCUACGAUGUCGUCGAGAAGAUCGAGAACACCAAGACCGGCCCUCGCGAUGCUCCUGCUGAGCCCAUCAAGAUCGCCAAGAGUGGCGAGCUUGAGGUUCCCCCUGAAGGCCUGGAAGGCCAAUCGGAAUGGGCAUCUCCCGCGUACGCAAACGAAGACGAGAAGCCUGCUGCUCCUGUUCCUGUUACCGAUGCCAAGCCUCCUGCGCACGACAGCAUCCCCGCCGCCACCGCCGACGACGAUGACACUGGUGCCCCCUUGUUCGCCAAGGUCCUUUUCUUUGGCGUAUUAGUUCUAGGUCUCGUUUUAUAUAUUCGCCUUCGUCGCGCCCCUAAGGGUACGUACGGAAAGGGCAUGGAGUAGGCAAUACCUCGAAUAUUUGAAAUCUGACAAGGCUGCAUAACAGGUAGCUAUGGGGGUCUGGGCGGGCGUGAGUAGCCCAGACGAGUAGUGUUAAACGGGAAAAAAACAAUCAGAAUCAAAUCAUGGGCAUAUUUGGAUCAUCGCAUAGUUCGCUUUUAUUCCUAUGUAUAUCAGUCGCAGUAAUGGUUGUGAUGGUUGCUCUGGCGAUGUAGUGGCGUGUCUGUAAGUCGAAGCAUAAAAGUAGCAUCACGUGGAUCCAUUUUUAUCCGUUCGAGUCGCU
Neurospora hispaniola is the source of this 1620-nucleotide messenger RNA. RefSeq names its product peptidyl-prolyl cis-trans isomerase B. Gene Ontology annotation, biological process: protein folding; protein peptidyl-prolyl isomerization. Gene Ontology annotation, molecular function: peptidyl-prolyl cis-trans isomerase activity. Bases 483 to 1340 code for a protein of 285 amino acids. The record is from RefSeq and is a predicted model, not a curated record. NCBI's taxonomy places the organism in Eukaryota, Fungi, Ascomycota, Sordariomycetes, Sordariales, Sordariaceae. The transcript has 4 exons.